UUUUUUACUACUGUUUCCCUAAGGCGCACCGUGCAUCCGUAACUUCUUCUAUCAUGUCCAGCUCAUUUGAUCUCCACAUUCAGACAACUAUCUCCCCCCACAACGGUCAAGCAUAUCAUGUAGAAACAUAUCCUGCUUCUGGCGAUCUAAACCGCACUCUCGAAAGUGCAGUACAGUCACAGAAAGAGUGGAUCAAGACAACGCUGGACGAACGCAUCGCGAAGGGUCGCAAAUUCAUUGAGAAAUUCUCUGCCCUUGCUAAUCGAGAAGCACCGGCAACAUACGAUCAUGGACCGCUUGGACAUCACACCCUCGCUGAAGAGUUAUGCCAUCAGAUGGGCAGGCCUGCUGAUCAGUGUUGGGGGGAGUUCAGAGGAUUUUUACAGCGCGCAACCUACAUGGUUGACAUUGCUGAAUCGUGUCUCUCAGACGUGACCUUUUCAGAUAAUCAACCUGGUGCCAGUCGCCUCAUAAAGCGCGUUCCACUCGGUGUUAUUUUUGUCAUCGCACCAUGGAACUAUCCCUAUCUUGUCAUGAUCAAUUCUGUACUUCCUGCGCUCAUCGCCGGAAACGCCGUUAUUCUGAAGCCUUCUCCCCAAACGCCUCUGACAGCCGUACGGUUCAAAGAAGCUUUGGAUGAUGCCGGAUUUCCAGCCGAUCUCAUACAAGUGGUGCAUCUCUCACUGCCUCUUACUCAAUAUGUCGUACAGCAUAAACUAGUCGAUUUUGUCGUGUUCACAGGCAGUGUGGCAGGAGGAAAAGCGAUUGAAACGGCGGCCGUUGCUGCUGGCGGAUUCAAAGGUGUUGGUUUGGAGCUCGGAGGAAAAGACCCGGCAUAUGUUCGUGGAGAUGCGGACCUGAAAGAUGCAGUGAUACAGCUAGUUGAUGGUGCAAUGUACAAUUCCGGGCAGAGUUGCUGUGCAGUCGAGCGGAUCUAUGUUCACGAGUCCGUGUACGACAACUUCGUAGAUGAAUAUGUCCUCGAAGCCAAGAAACUCGUAUUGGGUGAUCCUGCGAACAAGCAAACAACCCUCGGUCCUGUGAUUAGCAUCGCCAGUGCGGAGAAAAUUCGCACCCAGAUUUCUAGCGCAGUGCAAACGGGCGCGAAAGCCCUCAUACCCGAAACCCUGUAUCCAAAGGCAGAACCGGGCACUGCAUUUGUUGCACCCCAAGUCCUGGUCGAUGUGAAUCACACGAUGGACGUCAUGAAGGAAGAAACAUUCGGGCCGGUCGUUGGCAUCCAAAAGGUUUCAUCUGAUGCGCAAGCGAUUGAGCUCAUGAACGACUCAGAAUACGGCCUUACCGCUUCCAUCUGGACCAAGUCAUUGGAUGACUUUAGCACCCUUGCAGACCAGGUGCAAGCUGGAACAGUCUUUCUCAAUAGGUGCGAUUCCCUCGACCCAGCUUUGGCCUGGACGGGGAUUAAGAACAGUGGACGUGGCGUCAGUCUGAGCAAAUUCGGAUACGACCAACUCACGAGGGCGAAAUCCAUCAAUAUGCGCAUCAACACAGCUUGAUCUAAUGGUGGGAUGAUAUCAAUAUCAGUUGGAGUGUGCUACUAAGAUAUGUAGCCACACAACGAGGCGGAAGUAGAUUAUCAGAAGUCGCAAAUACACCAAUUCCCGGAGCAGUCAUGUAUUCUGAAUGCCUAGGUCGUCAACAUUUCAACCACGAAACUUUGAAGUAUGAAG
This is a messenger RNA of Suillus paluster, 1691 nucleotides long. RefSeq names its product Aldehyde/histidinol dehydrogenase. NCBI's taxonomy places the organism in Eukaryota, Fungi, Basidiomycota, Agaricomycetes, Boletales, Suillaceae. The transcript is spliced from 16 exons. The coding region runs from base 54 to 1517 and encodes 487 amino acids. Gene Ontology annotation, molecular function: aldehyde dehydrogenase (NAD+) activity. The record is from RefSeq and is a predicted model, not a curated record.